Messenger RNA from Rhineura floridana, 1011 nucleotides. Its product is annotated as P2Y purinoceptor 2-like. The transcript has a single exon. Gene Ontology annotation, molecular function: G protein-coupled receptor activity. Gene Ontology annotation, cellular component: plasma membrane. Gene Ontology annotation, biological process: G protein-coupled receptor signaling pathway. Lineage: Eukaryota; Metazoa; Chordata; Lepidosauria; Squamata; Rhineuridae. The record is from RefSeq and is a predicted model, not a curated record. Bases 1 to 1011 code for a protein of 336 amino acids.
AUGAACACCACCAAUACGACACAGUGCCAGCCAUGGGAACUCCACCUUGCCAUCCCAGUCCUUUGGGGCAUCCUGUCAGUGGGCGGACUGGUCUUCAACAGCAUCAGCCUCUGGAUCUUCUGGUUCACCAUCAAGCGCUGGAAUUCCAGCAUCAUGCUGCAGUUCAACCUUGCCUUGGUGGACGUCAUCGUCCUGCCGGUCACGCCGCUGAUGGUGACCUAUUUCAGCUUGGGUAACCACUGGCCCUUCGGGCAGUUCAUCUGCCAGUUUCAAGUCUUCCUGCUCAGCACCCACCUGUAUGGGAGCAUCUACUUCCUGAUGCUCAUCAGUAUCCACAGAUACCAAGUUGUUGUCCACUACAAUGCCAAGUCUCUUUGGAGGCAGAAGUCCUUCUUGAAAAAGCUGGUCUUGGUCUUCUGGGCUUUCCUCAUUCUGCAAGGGCUCCCGCUCUUCUUCUUUCUCAGGACGGCAGUCAUCGAUAAGUCGAUCAAGUGCUUGAGCAUCUACCAGUCGAAGCUGGCCUAUCUCUAUCUAGCCUAUAGAGUGUUCCUGGGGGUCGUCUGCUUCCUCAUCCCCUUUGGCAUCUGCUUGACGUCCUACGCGAUGUUGGGGGCCUACAUUGCCCAAAUCAGUCAAGCCAAUCUCCGAGGCAGGGUGAUGAAGACCAAGUCUAGGCAGAUGAUCACCAUCACCAUGGUCAUCUUCACUGUCUGCUUUGCUCCUCUCCACAUCUGCCAGACAGUGGGUGUGAUUGUGAGAUAUUACUGGACAUCCUGUACGCUUCGGUACUGUGUGGAAAUUGCAUAUUAUGUCUCUUUGGUCUUCAGCAUGGCCAGCUGUUGCCUGGAUCCCUUCAUCUACAACUUUGCCAAUGAGAAAUUUCACAAGUCCUUUUCAAAUUCCCUAACAAGAUUGCUGUUCUCCAAGGGUAAAAAAAGAUGUCCCAAGGAGGAGAGACUAAACACCACGAGGAGCAACGCUCAGUCAAGCAUCAAGGCAAGGCUAAGAUAA